CACACGCGCUGCUGCUCCUCUUACGGCCCGUCCGUGGUGAGCAGAGAGCUGGCCGCGGCGGAGAUUUCUCCUUCUGAUAUUGUUUUCCGCGCUUUGACGCACACCGGAGGAGUUAAAGUCGAGCGCGCUGGUGCUCAGUCGCCCGCAACAAUCUGUUCGUCCUUUGCGCGGCGCCUCCGUGGCAAUGGAUUGAUUUCACUACAUGUUCCACCCGGACGGUUUGAAAAGUACCUGGCUGCGGAUGUUUCUGCACAUUUUUUAGGACUUUGAACUUUUUUUUCUCUCUCUCGCUCUCUCGCUCUCUCUCUCUGUCUCUCUAUACCUCUCUUUCUCUCCGCUUGUGUAUUUUGCAGGAGGUGGCCGGGGGGGAUUUUAAGGAUUUCCCCGUUUUUUUCCUUCUUCUUUGGUGAAGCUACUCCGGGGUUCCUGAAGCCUGCAACGAUUUAUUUGUGAAAAGUGAUGGCCGAGCGAGGAGCUCUGCCGCUCCUCUCUCUCCUCUGUCUCACCUUUCUCUCCACGGAGACCGCCGCGGCAAAGCAUGUCGACAAAGGUUCAGCAGCGCAGCCCUUCAACCCCUUCUGGUUCACGGUGGAGCCUCGGGACACGCUGGCGGUCCGGGGCAACGCGGCGCUGCUCAACUGCUCGGCGCACAGCGGCGCGGCGACGCCGGCGCGCGUCGAGUGGAAGAAGGACGGCACCUUCAUGAGCCUGGACUCGGACGAGAGGCGGAGCGUGCUCGCCGACGGCUCGCUGCUCUUCGCCCACGUGGUCCACUCCAAGCACAACAAGCCCGACGAGGGCACCUACCAGUGCGUCGCCACCAUCGACAACGUCGGGUCCAUCUCCAGCCGGACGGCGCGUCUCUCCGUGGCGGGGAUGCCGAGGUUCGCCAGCCAGCCGUCGCCGGCCGCCGUGCGCCUCGGGGACAACCAGGCGAUGGCGUGCGAGGUCAACUCGGACCUGGUGCCCUUCGCCCGGUGGGAGAAAGACCGCCUGCCGCUGGAGCCGAGCGCCCGGCUGGUCCGGCUGCCCAGCGGCGCCCUGGUCAUCGCCAACGCCACAGAGGCCGACGCCGGCCUCUACCGCUGCCUGGUGGAGAACGCGGGGUCGUCCAAGGCCAGCGACGAGGCCCAGCUCCAAGUGCUGCCAGAAACCGGAGAAGACAGGAAGUUGGAGUUCCUGGUGCAGCCGACGUCGGUGACCAAGGCGGUGGGCGCCGGCGUGCUGCUGCCCUGCCUGGUCAGCGGGUUCCCCGUGCCGCACGUUCGCUGGAUGUUCGGUGACAAGCUGCUCCAAGAAAGCGAGGGUCGAGUGGAGCUGCUGGGAGGAGGCAGCGUCCUGAUCUCCAACCUCACGGAGGAGGACGCCGGCGUCUACACCUGCGUGGCGGAGGCCGCCAACGCAAGCCUCGAAGCCCAGGCCCAACUCUCCAUACAAGUUCCUCCCCAGUUUGUCAAGCGGCCGGACAACGUUUACGCCCACGAGUCCAUGGACAUCGUCUUUGAGUGCGAGGUGUCGGGGUCACCGGCUCCCACCGUCAAGUGGGUCAAGAACGGAGACGCCGUCAUCCCCAGCGACUACUUCAAGAUCAUCAAGGAGCACAACCUGCAGGUUCUGGGUCUGGUCAAGUCGGAUGAGGGCUUCUAUCAGUGCCUCGCGGAGAACGACGCAGGCAACAUCCAGUCCAGCGCCCAGCUCAUCAUCUUAGAUCACGAUGUAGCCCUGCCCUCUCUCCUUCCCCCCUCACUGACUCCUAACACUACUGACCAUGUAACGCCAGGCUCCGGAGGUGUAGCCGGUCCGGCGGGGCCCACGCCCUCCGGCCCCCGGGAUGUCGUAGCUUCCCUGGUGUCCACCCGCUUCAUCAAGCUGACCUGGCGCUCGCCGGCCGAACCCCACGGAAACGAGUUGACCUACUCUGUGUUCUACAGCCAGGAGGGAACCAGCAGGGAGCGAGUAGUGAAUACCAGCCGUCCAGGGGAGAUGCAGGUCACCAUCCAGAACCUCAUGCCAGACACCAAAUAUCGCUUCAGGGUCGUGGCCCACAACGGCAACGGCCAGGGAGAGAGCUCUGCAGCGCUCAAAGUGGCCACCCAGGCUGAAGUGCAAGUGUCCGGUCCCGCUCCCAACCUGCAGGCGGUGUCCAACGCGCCGACCUCCGUCUCUCUGAGCUGGGACAAACCGCUCAUGGGCAACGGGGAGAUGCUCACCUACAAGCUGUACUACACCGACAAAAGCUACGGCGACGAACAGGACGUUGACGUCGACAUUCAGUCCUACACCAUGACCGGGCUGAAGAAGAACAACGAGUACAGUUUCCGCGUGGUGGCCAACAACAAGCACGGUCCGGGCGUCUCCACCGAUGACAUCACCGUUCGCACGUUGUCCGACGUACCAAGUGCUCCUCCUCAAAACCUCACCCUGGAGGUCCAGAACUCAAAGGGCAUCAUGCUCCGGUGGCAGCCCCCACCCCUCAACGGCCAGAACGGUGAGAUCACCGGCUACAAGAUCCGAUACCGGAAAGGGUCCCGGAGGAGUGAAGCAGCCGAGACCACCGGAGGCACCCAGCUCCUCAAGCUCAUCGACGGUCUGGAGCGCGGCACCGAGUACUCCUUCCGGGUGUCGGCCAUGACGGUGAACGGCACCGGACCGGCCACCGAGUGGACCGCCACGGAGACCUUCGAGAGCGACCUGGAUGAAUCUCGCGUGCCGGACCAGCCCAGCUCCCUCCAUGUCCGGCCGCUGGUCAACAGCAUCGUGGUGAGCUGGACGCCGCCGGAGAACCAGGACAUCGUGGUGCGCGGCUACACCAUCGGCUACGGCAUCGGCAGUCCGCACGCUCGGACCAUCAAGGUGGACUACAAGCAGCGCUACUACACCAUCGAGAACCUCGACCCCAGCUCCCACUAUGUGAUCACCCUGAAGGCCUUCAACAACGUGGGCGAGGGGAUUCCCGUGUACGAGAGCGCCAUCACCAGGCCGCAGUCCGACCCCGCAGACCCCGAUGUUGACCUGUACGAACUCUUCCAUGCUCCGUACACCUCAGUACCAGACCCCUCCCCAAUGAUGCCACCCGUGGGCGUUCAGUCCUCGGUGCUGAGCCACGACACCAUCAAGGUGACCUGGGCCGACAACUCGCUGCCCAAGAACCAAAAGAUCACCGAUAACCGCUUCUACACGGUGCGCUGGAAGACCAACAUCCCCGCCAACACCAAGAUGAAGAUGGCCAACACCACCAGCCUGAGCCACGUGGUGAUUGGUCUGAAGCCCAACACGCUCUACGAGUUCUCCGUCAUGGUGACCAAAGGGCGGCGCACCAGCACGUGGAGCAUGACUGCACAGGGCACCACCUAUGAGACCAUUCCCAGCUCCUCCCCGAAAGACGUGACCGUGGUGAGCAAAGAGAACAAGCCUCGCACCAUCAUCGUCAACUGGCAGCCUCCCUCGGAGGCCAACGGCAAGAUCACCGGCUACAUCAUCUACUACAGCACGGACGUAAACGCCGAGGUCCACGACUGGGUCAUCGAACCCGUGGUGGGCAACCGCCUGACCCACCAGAUCCAGGAGCUGACGCUGGACACCACCUACUACUUCAAGAUCCAGGCCCGAAACUCCAAGGGCAUGGGCCCCAUGUCUGAGGCCGUUCACUUCCGCACCCCAAAGACUGAGUCCUCUGACAAAAUGGCUAAUGACCAAGCCUCAAAUCUCCCACCGAAGCAGGGGCCUUCGGGCAACCAGCAUCCACACGACCCCAGAACUGCAGUUGGCGUGGGAGGCAACAGCGAAGGUCACAUCCUGGUCAUUGUCAUCAUCAUCUCGGUGGGAGCCUUCACCAUCAUCGUGGUGGUGGUCGGGGCCUUCCUGUGCACGCGGCGCACCACCUCCCACCAGAAAAAAAAGCGAGCCGCCUCGAAGUCCUCGAACGGCUCCCACAAAUACAAGGGGAACUCCAAAGACCUGAAGCCCCCCGAUCUGUGGAUUCACCACGAGAGGCUGGAGCUGAAGCCCAUGGACAAGUCGCCGGAUCCCAACCCGGUCAUGACGGAAACGCCCAUCCCCCGCACCUCGCAGGACAUCACGCCAGCCGACGGCGGCCUGGACAGCAACCCCCACCUGCAGCAGCGGCGCAACUCCUACCGCGGGCACGAGUCAGAGGACAGCAUGUCGACACUAGCAGGCCGACGAGGGAUGAGGCCUAAAAUGAUGAUGCCUUUUGACGCUCAGCCUCCUCAGCCUGUGAUUAGUGCUCACCCCAUCCAUUCCCUUGAUAACCAUCACCACCAUUAUCACAUGGGCAGCCUGGCGUCGCCGACGCGCAGCUACCUCUACCACCAGGGCGGCGGGCACUCCCGCCCGCACGCCUGCGCCUCCUCCAUCUCCCAUCUAGACAGGGUGGACUCCACAGAGUCUGUGAGGAACACCCCUUGUUCGGAGCCCCUCCCUCCGGCCGCCGCCUCCUCCCAGGCGUCCUGCCCCUCGGAGAUCAUGGCCGACCCCGAGGGCAGCUACCACGGCUCCACCACCACCGAGGAGGAGGGCAGCUACUCCAGCAACCUGCCCCCCCACCGCUCGGCCCACCCGCACGCCCACGCCCACCCACUCAAGAGCUUCGGCGUGCCCACCAUCCCGACCACCGGCCACCCGACGUUCGAGUCGCCGGCGCUGCCCAGCACCCCCCUGCUCGCUCAGACCGGGCCUCCCACUCACCCCCAUGUUGUUAAAACAGCCUCUAGCGGAACACUAGGGAGGACUUGGAACCCGAUGGUCGUCACGGUGCCCAACGCCUCCGAUGUGCCCGAGACCAGCAAGAUGCUGGAAGACGUCGACAGCGUGCUUGCCUCCCUCCUCCCCUGCCCCUCCCCCGCCCCUCGCAGUAACCCUGUUCCUCUCCCUCAGAGCUACGAGCCCGACGAGCUGACAGAGGAGAUGGCCCACCUCGAGGGCCUCAUGAAGGACCUGAACGCCAUCACCACAGCGCCAUGAGCAUGCACACACACACCUACACACACACACACACACACACAUACACACUCUCUCACUGGCAUCCACACGUACACACAGAAAGAUGCAAACAAACACGGCCAAACAUGAACCGUGGGAGACUGGUGGACACAAAAUGGCGUCUUGUGCCUGAGGAAAAACUCUCACAUGUCCCCCUGCAGAGAAAAAAAAACAGAACAAACUCCAGACCGGAACUUCGGGAAGCUUUUUUUUCCGGGGCUUCCCUCGCUCGGUCUCAGGAAGGAGAUCGGCCAUGAGAGGGAAGAAAAAAGUGACGCGCUUCGUCUUUUUAUGAAGAAUCGUUUCUCAGAGACGAUGAACUUUAAAACAUUUUGGGGGGGGUCACGUUCAAACAGGAAGAUUGUGAAUUCUCUCCUCGGCUAGAACUCGCGGUGCGACGCGUCGCCGGACGGUUUCAGUGUCGGAAAAGGAGAAAGUCCAAAAAAAUCUGCUGGUUUUGAUGUUGGCGCUUGUCCGGCGCCGUCUACUCAGCGUUUGUUUUGAUUAAUGUUUCCUUUGUGCAUUGUGUAUAUCUAUUGGGCCGUUUCAGUGAAGUGAACAUUGGACAUCAGCCGCCCCGUCCCCCCCUCCCCCACCCCUCCUUCUACAAGCCUACGUUAUUCAUAAACGUUGUUUUUACCCCUCUCGUGUCUUAUAUUGUGCCAUGACUUUUUAUUAUUUGUUGUUAUGUUAUUGUAUUAUUUUUGUACACACAUAUCCUUAUAAACAUGUACAUAUGUUGUAUGUGUGCUUUUUAUUUUAUUUUUUAAACUGCCUCAUUUUUUAAAAAUGUUUCCCAUUUGUUAUCGUUUUUUGGGAGGGGGGGGGGAUUGAAAGUGGGAUUCCAAUCGAGUCCUGAAGCUCAGUUUUCAUAUAAAAAAAAAAAGGGGGAGAGAGAGAAGCCUGAUGUGUUUUCCUGUACAUUCUUCUCUGGCUUCGAGUCGCCCGCCUUUGUACAUUCAGUCAUCUUCUCGCUGUCGUGGGAGCUCCGUUUCAAAAAGCUUCGUAUGCGGGAAACAUCCAACUUCCAGCUUCUCUGUGGCCGCCUCCCCUCACAGGUCAGGGGGCACCUAAAGGACUCAGGGCGCUGACACUCACCUGGCACCCAGUCAGUCAAUCAAUCAAUCAGUCAAUCACCUGCAACAGACGAGUUAUCUUUUAUACGAGAAGUUCGAUCGAAUGUGUGUGCGUGUCGUUUCCAAAAACCAAUAUUUGGUUUCAGACGUGCGUACCGCAGAACCACGCGUGUGCAUUUUUCUCCACAAGCGGCGCGUGUUUGCCGUUUCUCAUUUGCGUUUCCCCCUCUGCUGUUCGCCAUCUGGUUCUCUUACAAAAGAUGGCCGUUUAAAUGAGACUCAGAUCUUUUUUUUCUUCCUUUUUUUUUUUUUCAUGGGAGUCUUUGUAUGAAAAAAAGAAAAGAAAAAGAAGAAGCUUGUUGUAAACACAAAUCCGAUGUAAAAAUAAAAAAAAAGUUCAUCUAAGAAACUAGUUUUUCAUCACACUCUUACCCAAAGAAAUUUGUCAUUUGCAAUCAUAGUAAUUUGCUCUACUUUUGUGAAUACCAUGUUUCUCAUAAAUGUACAUCGUCAUGAAUGUCAAUAUAACUGUAAGAGAUUUUAAACUAUGGAUUCAAACGAGGAACAAGUUUCGGGGGGGAGGGGAACAUGAUAGAAAACAAAAAGGGGGGAAGGGGAGGAAAAGGACCGGACUCCAUUUGGGAAAUAAUCUAUUGAGUUGUAAACAGUUGAACCUGUAUUGCACUUUUUCACAAUUUUUUGAAAAGUACAUUUCUUACAUAUCUUGUGUUUUAAAUAUCAAACGCUGUUUGUGUAACGUAGUGUCCUAGGUAAGCAGCAGGCAGCUGGUCUUGUUUUUUUAUGUUCAUUAUUUUAUUUUUUAUUUUUUGGGAGCUACAGAAAUGAAAAGGAUUUGAGCAGCCGAGUUGUUUAUUUUGCAGCUCACGAUGAGGAAUGAUGUCGUUGCUUAUUAUGUACAGAGCUUUCUCUGCUUUCUGUAGGAAAAAAAAUCUGUGGCUUUUUUAAAAAAUGUUGGAAAAAAAAAAGUUGUGAAAAAAAUAUGUUUUUUUAUUGGUGCUCCUAUACAUUGUGUAUACAAACUAUUAUGAAUACUAACAAAGUAAAUGUU
Molecule: messenger RNA, 7146 nt
Organism: Pseudoliparis swirei
Lineage: Eukaryota; Metazoa; Chordata; Actinopteri; Perciformes; Liparidae
Gene: neo1a
Product: neogenin 1a
Exons: 31
Coding region: 460-4983 (1507 amino acids)
Biological process (GO): cell-cell adhesion
Cellular component (GO): membrane
Molecular function (GO): protein binding
Source: RefSeq, a predicted model, not a curated record